Molecule: messenger RNA, 968 nt
Organism: Neltuma alba
Lineage: Eukaryota; Viridiplantae; Streptophyta; Magnoliopsida; Fabales; Fabaceae
Product: WRKY transcription factor 42-like
Exons: 4
Coding region: 87-968 (293 amino acids)
Biological process (GO): regulation of DNA-templated transcription
Molecular function (GO): sequence-specific DNA binding; DNA-binding transcription factor activity
Source: RefSeq, a predicted model, not a curated record
UGCAGAAGCAGCAUCAGCAGCAAUCAUCACCGCCUCCAAAAUUUCAGGAUUUUCUGAAGCAGAAUAGGGCAGAUCAUGUUAUAGUGAUGGAGAAACCAGCUUUGUCACUUGAGGGUGAUCCUGGUAUGAGUAGCCAAGUAAGACUGGAAGGGUCUAAAAGAAUAACAGAUCAAGCAUUUGAGCCAUCUUGCAGGAAGGCUAGAGUUUCCAUACGGGCACGUUCAGAUUUUUCUCUGAUAGGUGAUGGGUGUCAGUGGAGAAAGUAUGGACAAAAGACAGCUAAGAAUAACCCUUGUCCCCGAGCUUAUUACCGUUGCAGCAUGGGAAAUGCAUGCCCAGUUCGUAAACAGGUGCAAAGGUGUGUUAAGGAUAAUAAUGUGUUCAUUACAACUUAUGAAGGGAGCCAUAAUCAUCCACUCCCUGCAGCAGCCAGACCUAUGGCAAGCCUAACAUCAGCAGCACUGAGCAUGUUACUUACGGGCUCAACCACUAGUUCUGCACAUAAUAACAGCACUGUCCUAAAUUCAGGCCUCUUCUCUUCAUUAUCUGCUCCUGCCUCUAGUGGCUUGGUUUCCUUCUCUACAUCAUCAUCAUGUCCUACAAUAACAUUGGACUUGACUGCCCCCUCUAAAAAUAACUCUUUGAACUUCCAGAGGCCUGCCUCAUCACUAAACCAGUGCCAACCAUUCCCUUUCUCAUUGCAUGGCUCAGCUCAACAAACCGAGCAACUGAAUUUGUUUGCCAAGUCUCGGACCACAAUGGCAUCUGAGAGAAAUCCUUACUUGGAGAAUUUAGUUGGUGCAGCUAUGGCUAAAGAUCCUUCUUUCAAAGCAACAUUGUUACAGCAAUAUCUUCAAUCACCGAAGCAACUCAGAAACUUCAUAAUCACAAUGAACCAAGUGGGAGUGGGCAUGACCAUUCUUCUUAGAUGCUCUCACCGUUGCAUCAGCGCUUCACCACUGGAUUGA